Python bivittatus (Burmese python) is the source of this 597-nucleotide messenger RNA. NCBI's taxonomy places the organism in Eukaryota, Metazoa, Chordata, Lepidosauria, Squamata, Pythonidae. The record is from RefSeq and is a predicted model, not a curated record.
AUGGGGUUGCCUAUCCUCAUAAGUAGUCCUCCACAAAAGCAAUGUUUGGUAGAUGAAACAGGCCAGUUAGAUAAGUUCAGUCAGCAGAAUUCCUCACCAAGAGAUAAUGAAAACUCAGCUGUAGAAUGGACAUUUUACCCAAGUUCUGGUAAUCAUACUUACCAUACAGGAAAAAGAUGUUUGUUUCAUGGUAUCCACCUCCGAAAUAAGUCUACAUUUUCUGAAAGGACUCUGGAAAUGUCCAUAGGGAAGAAGAAAUAUGUGGAUGAAACUUCCUCCCGAAACGGCAUUCCAAUGAGGAUGCUCGGUGACCAUCCAUUUUCUUCUCCUGAGCAAAGUACAGACUUCCACAAAAAGGGAUCAACAAUAUCUCCAGUGAAUUUUGGAAGUUUUAGGUAUAAAAAAAGGUCAGAUACCUUUAUUCCUCUCCAGCGUUUGUCAAGAACUUCUUGCGUGCCUUUCCACAUAAAAGAGAAACAGCAAGAAUUAGAGAGAGAAAAGAUGGAAGUGAAGAACCUGGAGACCUGGAAGCCUAGCCCAAGUUUGAUGCAAUCUUUACUUGCAGGUGGACAGGUCAGAAAACUGACUAUUUCUUAA